UGUUUGGGACUCACGAGUGGCGGACAGUGCUAUGGAUGGGGACAUAACCCGUACGGACAGCUCGGCAUCGGUUCAGUGGCCGACACUUCGACCCCUCAAUGCGUGCGACGACUGAAAGCCAAACAAAUCUCAUUUGUGGACAUCUGUUGCGGCGAUAAUCACAGUCUAGGGCUGACCGCCGAUGGCGUGGUGUACGGCUGGGGCGCCAAUAAUUACGGCCAAACGGGUGAUCGCUAUCAGCAGAACCUAUUGGUGCCGACAAAGGUGUCCAUCAAAGGCCGCAUAUCUGCCAUCACUUGCGGUAAAACACAUUCGGCGGCGCUUUCAUCGACGGGCAAAGCGUACGUCUGGGGUCGUAAUGAUAGUCACCAAUUGGGUCCACACGUGUCCAACACUGAGGGCAAGACCUACUGCUGCGGUCCGCAAGUAAUUUGCGGCGGCAAUCGAUGGCUGUAUCGACGAGUGCUGUGCGGACCAAAUCAUACGAUUCUUAUGACACAUAAGGGCUAUGUCUUCCUCUACGGCCAGAAGGAGUGGUCGCCCGUCGGCUGCGAUUGUUUUCAACACUUAUUUAACGCCAAAUCCAUUGAUUACUCGAAAGUGAAAUACAAAGACAUCGCCGAGACGUACGACAAUCGGGUGGUAAUCGUGACGGCAAUGGAUGGCCAGCGGAUGGUUGUGUUGGCCAACAACGGGCACAUGAUUUUACUGCCGCUGAACCCUCUGAUGGCAAAGAUUGGUAUCGUUUCCCUCUUUGACGCCUUCGCCCUCUUCUGCGGUCUUCGGAAGACAUUUAAAUCGAUUGUUGAGAAGAUAUCUGAAGUGAAGACAACACUGGAGUCGAAGCCAACAAAACAGCCGAAGAAAACUAAACGAUUGAAAACUAGGGAUCAGUUAGAAGUAGACGUGAAGACAACGGAUCAGUUGGACAUAACAGCGAACACGGGAUGUGUUGCGCCGAAGAGUGAAGCAAUUGUUUGCGACGUUAAGAGAGAAUUAGACGACAAGACAAUUAUCAGCACUUGUGAUGAGAAGCCAUUGAUUGGUGACUCAAAUGGCAGAUCAGAUGAAACGAAGUCUUGUGAACCUUUAGUAACAGAAGUCGUGUCCGCCGAUAGCGAUGCGCCAGAAUCUGGCCGACAAUCACCGGAUGUGAUGACGGAUCCGAUCGAUACUGAAUACAUCAAAGCAAUGGCCGCCGAAGUAAUCGCUUCCGAUAUCAAUGACAUAAACAUCGGAUCAAAUGUUGACAGCUUUGACUCCGAAGAAAAAGAUUCGGAAAUAUACUGGUCUGAAGAGGAAGAAUACGUUUGUUUGAGUUAUCGUACAGUCGAUGAUAACAACCAAUUGAAUGCCAAACCCCUUCUGGCAUCAGAUUUAUUUCUCUUUGAUCCGCUUCUUAGCAAUGAAUCCAUUUCUAAGAGCUGUUCACCACUUGAUGGACAGUCACCGACACAACUAAUCGCUAAUCUCAUCGUUGAUGAACCAAAGACUGCAUUCGCACAACAAUUUAUCAAUCAAUCUGAAGACACGGUAUUAAUAGACAUUAAGACACCCGAUAAGGAUAUCAACACUGGAUUCGUUGAACCAAUGAUACGCCAAUAUCACAAGUGUUUGAGCGAUGCGUUCAAUAACUCAAUGGUGUCUGACAUGAGGUUUAUUGUGGAAAAUAAAUCCAUUUAUUGUAAUAAAACAAUACUUAAGAUUCGGUGCAAAGAAUUUUGGCAAAUCUGUGAUCAGAAUAUGAUUAUUGAGAAUGAGAUCUCAAUUAACGCCUAUUCUUACGAUACGUUUAACGCAUUUCUUAUGUAUUUGUAUGGUUUGCGACCCGAAGUGAAUGACCAGAACUGUACGGAACUGUUAAAGUUGGCCAAAGAGUACGAUCAACGAGAACUCAAAGACAUUUGUUUCCAAUAUCUCAUGAAAUAUGUGCCGUGA
Messenger RNA from Medioppia subpectinata, 1938 nucleotides. NCBI's taxonomy places the organism in Eukaryota, Metazoa, Arthropoda, Arachnida, Sarcoptiformes, Oppiidae. The record is from the annotation of a GenBank genome assembly.